AUGGCAAACGAAACUCCUUGUUCAGCCUGCACCUGGAGUCCUGAUCGCCAGAGCUACUGCAGAUACAAAAGCCAUGUGCACAUAUUCUAUGAAGCAAGCGACCGCGGUGUUUGGUCCCUCGGGUCAAAAUAUAUCCUGAAAGAACGGUCAUCCAAGCCGCCCAGCUACGAGUCUGUCAAUACCCGCUUCGUGAAAGAGAACACCACAAUACCCAUACCUUCGCUACUGAAGGACUGGAAUGAUGAGGAUGGACGAUACUUUCUCAUAGCGGAGAGAGUACCAGGCGAAACACUCGAGAAAGUCUGGCCCCAGAUGUCUACCCCAGCGAAAGAACGUCUUGCUCAACAAACCGCCGAGUAUCUCAAACAGCUCCGCCAGCUCCAUUCAUCCAAAAUCCAGAGUGUGCAUGGUCAGCCAGUUUAUGGUGGUCUUUUGUUUCCCGGCUAUGGACCUAAUGGCCAUGAAGUGCCUCAUGGGCCUCUCUCGUCUGACGAGCAACUCUUCAAUGAGAUGACACCAGCUUUGAGGAACCUACCCGAUGUCGCUCGUGCGCACCUACGGGAGAAAAUGCCUUCCGCACAGCCAUACACCUUUACCGAUGGCGAUUUGACCAUUUGCAAUAUUAUGGUAGACCCAGAUACUCACACGCUCACGGCAAUCAUCGACUGGGAAAAUGCUGGCUACUUUCCUAUCUGGUGGGAGUUUGCUCAUGCAGGCAUUGCUUAUAGCGAUGAUGACAAGGAAUGGAAAGACCUUCUGAGAAGCUACAUGCCCGACCACUCUGCUGGGCGGGAGUUCUGGAGGGAUAUACAGGCUUUGGCGCGGACUUUUCCCUCGCUGGUAGAUAGACGCCGAGAACUUCUUCGAGAAUGUGGCAUUAAAGCAGAUGAUUCAUCUCAGGAGAAAGCCAAGUCUUGA
Molecule: messenger RNA, 918 nt
Organism: Penicillium riverlandense
Lineage: Eukaryota; Fungi; Ascomycota; Eurotiomycetes; Eurotiales; Aspergillaceae
Exons: 1
Coding region: 1-918 (305 amino acids)
Source: RefSeq, a predicted model, not a curated record